AUGCCACAGAGAUCAUGCAUGCCUACCUGGGCAGUGGACUGGAGGUCCUGUCUGACAAAGGUGGCCGGGAGGAGUUUCGCUGCGAUAUCCUCGAGACGCCCACUAUGUUCGAUGGAGUGUGCGAGGUCUCCGCAGGAACUCCUGCAGGAUACUACAACUUCACCUAUGUCCUCCAAGAUGCCAAGACCGGCGAGGGCUAUGGCAGGAAUAGUUGGGAGGCCCGUUGCAGCACGAGGACUUCCCCUGCAGUGCUGCUCUAGAAUCCGAAUGAUUCUCAUCACUGAUAGCAUCCUAGAGCCAUUGUUCUAA
Messenger RNA from Symbiodinium sp. CCMP2456, 309 nucleotides. NCBI's taxonomy places the organism in Eukaryota, Dinophyceae, Suessiales, Symbiodiniaceae. The record is from the annotation of a GenBank genome assembly.